AUGUCAACUUCAGAUAAAGAAGAGCCUUCCUCUUCCUCCUCCGUAACUUUUAGGUUGACUCUGGGCCGCUUCGCAGAGGGUCCGGGUUGUUCGAGCUCAGGCAUGUUGCCAGCUUCAUCCGAUGAUGCAAUCCUUGUAGUUCUGUGCCUUUUUGUCCCCUGGUGGGAUAGAGGCAGCUAUAAGCAGCGCACAUCCAACACUUCCGUGACAAUAGGGGGGCAAGAAUAUCCUGUGGAUAGCUGGACCAAUGUUACUCCCGCAAUUGUUGAAAAAAUCCCCAUGCAACUGUACCUCAAACCACAUCACCCAUUAGGAAUAAUGCGUUCGCUCAUUGAAUCCAGUUUCUCCGGCUUCUCUUGCUUGAAUGUACCAUCUCCCGUCGUUUCCACGCACCAAAAUUUCGAUGAGCUCGGCUUUCCGCCAGACCACCCUGGACGCAGUGUCACAGAUACUUAUUAUAUCAAUAAGGAAACCGUGCUACGAACGCACGCCUCUGCUCACGAGAUUGAAAUAUUUAAGCAAGGCCACGAUAUGUGGCUUCUCACAGCUGAUGUUUAUCGGCGGGACGAGAUCGACUCCAGUCACAGCCCUGUUUUCCAUCAAAUGGACGGCGCUCAACACUUCGCGACGGAUGAAGCAUCGAUGGAUGCUUUACAGGAGGAGAACGAAAGGCUCGGGAAACAGCUGGCCUCGUCUAACAUCAUCAUCGUGGACAACACCAAGGUUGGUCCCACCAACCCAUAUCAAGAAGGCCACCAGCCAAAACAUGCGGAGCUCGUCGUCGGGAAUAUGAAACACUCUCUCAAUAGAAUGAUCUAUAAUUUGUUCUCUACCAGGCGAGACGGGAACUCAGAGCCUCUAAGAGUGAGAUGGAUUGAGGCAUAUUUCCCUUUCACGAGUCCCAGUUACGAAGUCGAGGCCUUCUUUCAGGGAAAAUGGCUGGAGAUCCUAGGGUGUGGCGUUAUGAAGCAGCGCACAUUAGACUUUUCGGGGUUACCUGACCGUAUCGGGUGGGCUUUCGGACUCGGUCUUGAACGACUUGCAAUGGUUCUCUUCUCCAUUCCUGAUAUACGCUUAUUCUGGUCGAACGAUCCGCGCUUUCUUAGUCAGUUCACACCAGGGGAAAUUACAACCUUCAAGCCAUACUCCAAGUAUCCGCCCUGUUACAAGGACGUUAGUUUUUGGGUACCAAAGCAUAAAAUCGUGCAUGAUAACGACUUUUGUGACGUUGUGCGGGAUGUGGCUAGAAAUUUAGUAGAAGACGUAAAGAAAAUUGACGAGUUUGUCCACCCAAAAACUGAACAGACGAGCGUUUGUUUUCGGAUCAACUACCGAUCCAUGGAUAGAUCACUUUCAAACGAGGAAGUGAACAAAAUCCAGGCUCAGGUCUCCAAUGCUCUUGUCGAGCGUUUCCAGGUUGAACUCCGAUGA
Molecule: messenger RNA, 1431 nt
Organism: Cantharellus anzutake
Lineage: Eukaryota; Fungi; Basidiomycota; Agaricomycetes; Cantharellales; Hydnaceae
Product: phenylalanyl-tRNA synthetase
Exons: 5
Coding region: 1-1431 (476 amino acids)
Biological process (GO): phenylalanyl-tRNA aminoacylation
Cellular component (GO): mitochondrion; cytoplasm
Molecular function (GO): ATP binding; tRNA binding; phenylalanine-tRNA ligase activity
Source: RefSeq, a predicted model, not a curated record